Molecule: messenger RNA, 309 nt
Organism: Paramecium primaurelia
Lineage: Eukaryota; Ciliophora; Oligohymenophorea; Peniculida; Parameciidae
Source: the annotation of a GenBank genome assembly
AUGAAUUAAACUUUGCUAACACUACAAAAUCCGCCUAAAAAGAUUUGUGUCAGAUGUAAUUAAGAAAUUGUUGGAAUUAUUUGUUGGAAGGUUUUUAAAUGGGCAGCAAUUAGAUUUAGUAUUUUAACAGUUAUCUGUAUCCCUGGUCUAUUUUUUUUGCAAUAUCAAAUUGGUAUAAUAUGGGCAGCUGGAAUAGGAAUGUGGGCAUUAUUUUUUUUUUUGGUUAUGUUAUGUUCAUGUCAUUCACAAACACCAGGACCUGGAUUGGAAAGGGAAUUAAGGGAAUAAAGAGAGAUAUAAGAAAUGAUG